AUGUACUCAUCCCAGCAGCCACCACCACAGCAGUACUACCAGCAGGGGUCCUACGGAGAAGGACCUCCAGCUCAGCCCCAACAGCAUCUCCUGCAGCCUCCCAUGCAGCAAAGCAUGCACAUCCAGCCUCAAUCGUACGUCUUUUUAUUCUUUUUUUUGUUUUUUUCGGGUGGCCGACGUUGUUUGGAGAUUUCGUCGAGCUUGGGUUCUUAUGAGUGAGGGUACGUCAACAAAAAAUAAAGGAUUUCAGUUUUCAGUGUAAUCUUUUAUAAUAAUAUCGUUCCUUGUUCUCGGAUCAUCUUUCUCUUUUCACUUCGAAAUUUUGAGGAGUUUUUCGAAGAGUCGGGUUUUCAGAAGUGGUUUUAAGCGAGGAAAAACGAUGAUAUAUCAAGGGUUAUUCUGAUUACUUUCUCAGCACUCUUUUGAACUUUUUGGGACUUUAAUUGAAAAUUCUUUAGCAAACGUCAUGAGGAGUGACGUUUAAAACAGGAAGAAGUUGAAAUUUCUACGUAAUCGAAAAAAAUGGCAUCGGAUUGGUCGUUCAAUGGAACAGAGCAGCUGCGAAACUAUCACUUAUUAGAAAAUUGUCUGUUUUUCAAAAGGAAAAAAAAUAACUUCACCCACGCGUUUUUUCCUUCCUCCAUUUCCAUUCUUCCACUAAUCCCAUGGUAAUGUUUUCGAACUACUCAAAAACGUCAUUCGUCCGAAACCAACCUAGAAAUUCUUGUUCUUCGAGCUCAGGCAGAAAAAAAAAGAAAUAAAGAGUGGGCAUUGGAUAUUUGCACAACCUCGCGUCAUUCUCAUUUCAGCGAUUGUCUCUUUUUCCGUAGUUUGAACUCGGCUGUAAAACUACUUUUUGGCCUCUUUACUCUAAAAUCAACAGUACAACGGGAAACUUCUCAUAUUAUUUUGUGGGCGAAAAGUUGUCGACCGUCGAUUAGUCACGCCGCGAAAAAACCGUGAAUCAGAGAUUCUGGGCGUCUUUUUGGUGGGAUUACUUUUUGACUUGUCUCCAAUGUUGUUCUUCAUUGCUGACGAGGCUGUACGAAUUUGAAUUUUUCUCUCAUUACUGUCAGAAUAUUAUAACCUGAAUUUCGAUUCAAAUUUCAUUUUUAUUUUCCUGAUCAAAGAAACAAUUCAAACGAAGCAGCUGCAGUCUUUCUAAAUUUUCCUCUCAGAUUGAUUGUUUCCUAAUUUUUCAGUCCCGGCUAUAUUUUAUUUUUUUUGCCGUGACAGUAGUCAGUUUUGCUUCAGCAAAUCUACAAACUUCAUAGGAGUAAACAAAUAAAAAUAACCAUUUUUUUAUGGUAUUGAUUUUUGUGAUGACUGUGGAGUUUUUUUCAAUUGUAAACCUAUUGCAUAGAAAAUAGUGAAAUCCAUUUUCAAAAAGAGAAAAUGAUUUUGAGAUCUCAAACUUUAAAACCGCGCCGCGACCGCCCGCUACGCAGCUGCAAGUUGUCGCAGAACGGCAUUAAAAGGGAACGAAGUCCAAUGAAAUCAAAAUUCGGGAGAUAUAAAAGCUCUCCUUCUAACUUUUGUUUAUCUGAUAUAUGAAAGAAGCCUUAGGAACGCAUGAAAAAUAAUCUUAACUUAGACGUGCCAAAAUUUUCCGCUCAAACACAUUUUGUUGAAAAAUGAAAAAGUUUUCGAUUGAAGGUUUCUCCAAGUUUUUCAGUUAGGUCAUUUCGGUUAUUUUUUGGUUAUUUUUUUCUCUUUUGUUUUGAUAAAGCUGCUCCAGCUCACACACUUCUUCGUGAAAUAGGAACAAUUUUGAGUGAAGUCCUUCUUCAGUUUUUCAGUUGGAUCAUUCGUUUCCCGCUUUAGUCUCGAUAUAUAGCUGCCCUAGUUCCAACUUUGCCUUCUCUGAAUAUUAGCCACGCUCCAAACACGGAAAGAACUCGAUUAAAGUCUUUUGGUAGAUGGAAGGAACGGCGCACGGGAAGCAGCUGCAGGCCUUGGGCAAUUAGUCAACGCGUCCCCCUCGCGCGCGCGCUUUUUCUGUUUGCUUCGCGCGUUCAUGACAUUGUGAAAUGUGUUGGUCUCAACUUCUAGUGUCCAUUCCCUUGUACAUAUACACCUCUUGAAGUGAGUUGCCUUGAGUAAAAAGUAGAAGUUUGAAAAAAGUGAGGCACAACAUGGAUUUUCUGCCGUAAAAAUUUUGAUUCUCCUUUUAACUGCUCUUUUCUCGAACUAUGAAAAACUUGAUUAUUUUUGAAAAAAUUGCCAUCAUGAAAAUCUCCUUUAUAGCUCUAUAAUUGAUGAAAAAGCAUAUCAGAAAAAAACAACCAUCUUUUUUUCUGAACAUUAACUUUUUGUUUCUUUUUUUAAACAUGAUUUUUGCCAAUUAAUGGUAAUUUUUAUAAACUAUCACCUCCCGCCUAAAAAAAUAAUUUCUCGAUAAAAUAGCUUCUAAAUCUUUUGAUUUUCUAUUUUCUAUCAUUUGAUAAUCUUCUUCAUUUUUCGGGUGAACUUUUUUCUUUGAUCCAAAAUCAAAAAUCGUAAAAAUCGCACUUUCGCCCAUAUUUUCAAUUUGAUAGCCUCCUCUUCAAAGACAAAACCCUCAAUAAAAAAACCAUUUUACAAUCAUAAAAAAGAAAUUUUUCUCCUUCUUUUUCAGUUUCAAAAGCGCCCUUUUCAUAGUUUCUUUUAAUAUGCGGGAAAAAAGGGACUAAGCCGUUUUCACUCGCAUAAAUUGAAAAGAAUAUUCGGAAAAAAGGUGUUGUCAAUUCCAGGACUUCAUACGUGCAAAACGGAAUGCAUCGUGCUCAAGUGGCCCCGACGCAGCAACAGCAACCUUCUCAGCAGCAGCAGCAGCAAUCUAUGCAGCGUCAGCCCACUUGGGACUAUUACCCAACUCAGCAGCAUCAAGUAAUUUUUCAAAAAUUUCUCUUUUCUGAACGCUUGAGGCUCAACUCGAAAAUGUCUUUGUUUUCAAAGGUUUCGAUUUUAGUUUGAUUAAAUCAAUGAAACAAAAACUUCGCCUUUGAAGCUUUUUAUUUUCAGCAAUUUUGAAAAGUUACUCGUGAGAAAGGCUUUUAAAACAAGAAAUCCGAUUUCGCAGACUCAAGUUUCAAGUGCUUGAGUUUAAACUGGAAUUAUUCAGAACUAUUUCCAAGUUUUGAAAUUUUUAAACCUUCCUUCUUUCAACUUUUUUUAGUUUCUGAGGUUUCACGCAAACUUAAAAUGAGUUACUUCAAAUUUCUUCUCAUCAAACGUCUCCAAUAUUUUUUUAAAAAGUUUUGUUGCCUACAUUCAGCUUUUUUUGAAUAGAAAUCUCAAGUUGAAUUAUUUUUCGAUGCCGGCAAACUUUUUCGAAACAAUCGAAAGUUUUACUUGAAGUUAGUCCAGUGUAAAAAAAAAUUUUUGAUAGCUUUAUUUUUUUCAUUUUAUUUUUCUCCAAAAAAACAGUGUUUCCUAAGAUUUGAGUAAAAAUUUCAGUUCUUCGAAAUUUUCACUCUCAGUUUUGAGACUAAAAGUCGAAGCCAGUUGCUCGACUUGCAAGAAUUUUCAAUGACAAGUUCUCAGAAACUUGCUGCAAUCUUCUAGUUUUUCUCAAUUUUCUUCCUUCUUUCUCACUUUUCUCUUUCACCUCUCAAGUUGCAUGAGUGAAAAUGACGUUGGGUCACACUUUUUCGAAAUCUUCCGGAUUUAAAACUUCAGCAAGAAGGGGAUUUGAUUCUCAAUUUAACAGAUAAGCAAAAAUUCUCUCAGAAGUUUUUUGAACAUCAUUUAAUGAAAUCCUAGCGGAUACAGCGGCUUCUUUAUAUUUAGCUUCUCAUUUCACUGUUCCGUGAUCUCAUCAAGAAAUCAGAAGUCAAAACCAAUUUUCCAUCUCACGGCUACAAACCUACCUCAUAUCGAGCGUACAAUAUGAAGAAGCUUGCCUACAAAAUGGGCUGUUUUGAACCUGAACUGCCAGUUUUGUAGUCACAAACCCCGCUCUAUGACCUAUUUCGCAGCUCAGAAUAAUCCAUUGACGCACGUACUUCAUUUCAGAUGGUGCAGAUGAACUACGGUAUGCCCCAGCAGCAGCAGCCACUUCAAUCUGCACCUCAGCCGCCUCAGCAACAGGCUCCGCCUCCUACAAAAGCAGCUCCUAAAAGGAAGCGUCCGAGCAAGGCUCAGAUCGAAGAAGCUCAGCACGCGGCUUCGAUGCAGGCCAUGUACCAGGGCGCUCCGCCUCCUUACGCUUAUCAGCAGGUAGUUUUUCCAAUAAAAAAAUUCAGAUAAAAAACAGAAACUUUUAGUAAAAAAAAGUUUAAAUCUAGGGACUUGUUCCUGUUCAAAAAAAGGAAAACUGACACUUAAAGCCUCAUAGAUGGCUUAAAAAUAAAUUUAAAAAAUCUUAUAUUAUUGCUGAGAGGUUUCGCUUCUCAGUUUUAUAAUAAAGGGAUUUCUGGACAUUUCAUUGGAUCUGAUCAACUCUAAGUAGUCGUUUUGCCCCCACAAGCAGUUCCAAGCAAAGGAAGAAGUAGGAAGUGACUUGCGCGGAAUACAACGGCUCUUAUAACAUCCGGAAAACAAAUUAUUUGCGGCGGGAACGAACCCUGCAAUGAGUUGUUGUUUUCUGGUCCUGCAAGGCUAGUGCCGACACUUCUUCCUUCAACGCGCAAAUUCAAGAUGGACACUCAUUUCUCAUUUCCAGGAUAACUCAAAGCAGCAACAGCAGCAACAACAACAACAGCAAUUAGGCAUGCAGCCUCAAGCGCCCCUCCAAAACAAUCCGAACCACAUGCCCGUGUAUAGGUGAAUCGAGUUCGAUUUUCUAAAAUAUUCCCUAUAAAAUCAGAAAAAGUUUUUUUGUAAGAUAAAUAAAAUUAAGAAUUUUCGGGCCUUCAGAAGGCCGGAAAAAUGAUUUCUUUAAGGCAAACUUUUACAUGGUCAAUUUUUUUGAUGAUUUUUCGCAUAUUGUAAUUAAGAAAAAAAUAUUUAAAAAAAUUUCUUUUUAAAAAGAUGAGGUCGAAAAAUCGCUUAUUCAUUUAAAUUCGUUUAAAAAUGAACUUUCUUAUUAGAAUCGGUUUAAAUCAGUCAAUCGAAAUCAGCUUCAUUUCACUAAUUAAUUUUUUUCCGAUCUCAGGGUCUCUCACACAUAGAAAGAAAAUGAGGCCACUGGUCAAUACUCCCAAGAACUCUUUCCUUAUGCAAGAGUAAUUUAAUCAAAUUGCCUUGCAGCUACUCGCCCGGCUCGUCGCCUUACUGGCCAGCUCAAACUCAGCGACCUCCCUCUAGGUUUUCUUUCCAAACCGGGAAUAAAACUAUCAAUUUUGGCAAUCUUCAGGUCCGACUACGUCCGUAUGGAGCUGAGAAACGCUCUCCAGGCCAAACAGCAGCAUCAGCAGCAGCAGCACAUCAGCCCAAUGCGUCAAACCCAACAGCUCAACCAUGCUCAGCAGCAUCCUCAGGCGCACGCUCAGGCUCACGCUCAGCCUCAAGUUCAACUCCAAGCUCAAGCUCAAGUUAAAGCUCAAGCUCCGCCCCAGCUUCAACCAAUGCAGCAGGCGCCUCAGCAGCAGCAGCAGAUGGUUCAGCAGCAGCUCCGUCAGCAACAUCACCAUCAGCAAAACAUGCAGCAGCACCAGAACAUCCAGCAGAACAUCCAGCAAAACCUCCAGUCUCAUCAGCAGAAUGGUCAAAUGACCCAGCAGCAAAUGCACCAUCAGCAGCAGAUGCAUCAGAGGACGGAGAUGUCUCCUCAACAGGCUCAUCAUCAUCAGAUGCAGAUGCGUCAGCAGCAGUACCCGGCUCAUCAUCAGAUGCCCAUGCAGCAUAACCGUCCUCGUAAGUUUUCAAAAAAUCAUAGACUUUGAAAUGAAUAGUGCAUGAACCGGCUAUGAUAGAAAACUGUGGGAUAUAGAGUCAGCUUUUUAGAGCGCCUUCUGAAAACAAAAAACAUUCAUUCUUUCUAAUUAUUAUCUUUUUUCAGAGCCCAUGCAAAACGGCACCCAGCCAAUGCAGCAGCAGCAGCAUCAACAGCCUCAAGUUCAACAAGGAGCUCCACAAAAACCAUUGUCAGACCAAAGUCCAGUUCCAUCAACUUCUUCCAGCGUCGCUAGCCUCGACUUCGGAAGUGAUCUCGGCUACAUUGAUUGCCGGGUAAAUCAUAACUGGACUCAAAAUAUCUCAACAAUUUAUUCAGGACCCUGAGUACCCCAAGUCUUACACCGAGCUCGAGAAGAACCUGGAGUCUCUUCCAGUUCACGAUUUCAACCUUUCUGGCGGCUGCGGAGUGAGUUUUUUUUUAAACAAACAGUCUGGAAAAUUGAACUUCUGUUGACAAACUUUAUGGCAGGCCUGGAAAAGUUAAAAAUGCUGGAUAGGGGUUUCUUUCUACUCAAACUUCAGGAUGGACCAAAAUGAUCUGACUUUGAAGAAAUAAAAAUGCUCGCGUCUUUUCUCGACUUCUUCAAGUAAAAAUAAUUUUCUGUGGGAAAAAUGUGUUUUGAACUGGAUGCAUUCCAUCCGGGAUAACUCGUGAUUGUUUACGGGCCGCGACAAAAAAAAACUCAUCUUCUCGGGUACAAUGACCGACCAAAAUGAUAAAAGACCAGCAUUGCUGUCUGGUCUGCAGUCUCUACUUUUGCAUCACAUUUCUCUUCUCUCGAGGUCCUAAACGUUCAACAAACACAAGGAAAAACCUCGAAACGAUUCAAACUGUCGCGGAAAAAGAGUUUUUAUCGAGCACGUGAAAGUAUUGAGGGCAGUAUUAGAGACGGCUUUAUAUUCAUAGUAUUCUCAAAGAAAGAAACAAUUUCAUUCAAAAAAACUUUGCAAAAACUCAGUCAAUCAUCUUUACAUUGAAUCUUUGGAAAAAGUUCAAACCGGAGCAGGAGAAAAACUUCACGACUUUCAUGUGACAAACAAGCAAAAAAAAAAUUUAAAAAAAUAAGGCACGUCAAAUCUUGCUGAAUCACACAACAGCGCGAAGUUACGAAUGACCGGUUGCACUGAAAAAAAAUUCAUUUUCAAUUCGUUCUUUCUGCGAAAGCAUUGCUAGGCCGAGGUCAAUUGUCUUCUUGUUUUCAUUAAUAUUUGAAUAUUUUUCUGAGAUUGAUUUUCUUUCUUUCAGUUCGACAUGGACAACGAGUACACCCGCUGCCUGGUCAUGCAGCUCCUUCUCCUCAAGUAA
Messenger RNA from Caenorhabditis auriculariae, 7126 nucleotides. Lineage: Eukaryota; Metazoa; Nematoda; Chromadorea; Rhabditida; Rhabditidae. The record is from the annotation of a GenBank genome assembly.